AUGAAGUUGUCGUCGCAAGUUGAACGUCUCUAUAAGAAAAAAAAAGCAGUACGUAUAAGCUUUUUAACAAUCACUUUUAAUCACGCUGAAUGUUAUCGUUCAGUUGAUUUCAAUUCACUUGUCUUCACUGUUGUACUUUUAAAACAUCACAAGCUAGCUUUCCCUUCUUUAAAUGUUAGUCAGGAUCUUUUGACUAAUAUACUGCUUUUAAAAUGCUGGUAUCAAGUGCAUUACCUAGAAAAUGUAUCAGAUGACGUGAAGUAA
This is a messenger RNA of Clunio marinus, 264 nucleotides long. Lineage: Eukaryota; Metazoa; Arthropoda; Insecta; Diptera; Chironomidae. The record is from the annotation of a GenBank genome assembly.